GAAAGAGUGAGUCAGUGAACGAGUGAAGUUUAUUUUUUGAGCUUUUUGUUGAAGAUAUGGCCAUGGCGAGUGUGAAAUUGGGGAGACAAAGUAGCAUACAAGAUAGUCCGAGGAGUCCCGAAGCAAAGCUUGGGAUGCAAGUGGAGGAUCUAUGGGAUGUUCAGGAGCCUGAGCUUAGUCCUAAUGACAAACUCAACGCUUGCUUUGAAAGCAUCCCUGUUUCUGCUUUCCCUAUUGCUCCUCAAGGGAUUGAGAUAAAAUCGGAUGCGAGUCUGGCUGAUGCCGUUCAAAUACUGGCCCAAAACAAGAUACUCAGCGCACCCGUUGUCGAUGUUGAUGCUCCGGAAGAUGCAACGUGGAUGGACAGAUACAUUGGCAUUGUAGAGUUUGCAGGAAUUGCUGUAUGGAUUUUGCAACAGUCAGAACCAUCUUCGCCUAGAAGUCCAUCGUCUCCGAGUGGAGCUGAGUCUGCUUUAGCUGCUAAUGGAAUGGCCUCUGCUGCAGGACUUGAGGCUUUAGGCCCUGAAAGUGCUUCAAUUACUUCUGGAGACUUUUUUGAGGCGCUAACGUCAUCUGAGUUCUAUAAAAACACCAAGGUUCGUGAUAUCUCCGGGUCGUUCCGCUGGGCACCAUUCCUUGCUUUGCAGAAUACGAACACCUUUUUGACCAUGUUGUUACUACUUUCGAAGUACAAAAUGAAGAGUGUUCCUGUGCUUGAUCUGGGGGAUGGAAAGAUAGAUAACAUCAUAACACAGUCGGCUGUCAUUCACAUGUUAGCGGAAUGCACUGGACUUCACUGGUUUGAAAGCUGGGGAAGUAAGAAGCUUUCGGAGAUCGGUCUUCCCACAAUGUCCACCAAGGAAAUUAUCACAGUAUACGAAGAUGAACCAGUGCUUCAGGCCUUUAAGUUGAUGAGGAAAAAGAGAAUCGGAGGCAUACCGGUCAUUGAACGCGGAGGGGGAAAAGCUAUAGGUAACAUAAGCCUUCGAGAUGUACAGUUCCUUUUAACCGCAGCUGAUAUCUACCGUGAUUACAGGUCAAUAACGGCCAAGAACUUCCUAAUAGCGGUUCGGAACUACUUGGAGAAACACGAGAAGAGAUCGCCUAUGUUGAGUGGGAUGAUAACUUGCAAGAGAGAUGAAACAGUGAAGGACUUGAUUCAGAAGCUCGACUCGGAGAAGAUCCAGAGAGUGUACGUCGUGGACGAUGACGGGAACUUGGAAGGAGUAAUCACGCUGAGAGACAUCAUUUCGAGGCUGGUACACGAACCACGCGGAUACUUCGGUGAUUUCUUCGACGGUGUGUUGCCUUUACCUGAAAACAGCAGGGUCUAGAAGAGUAACAAAGACAGGUUUAAGGCUUUUUCUUAUGAAAUUUGCCCGUGUGUUUUGGGGAUGCAGAUGGUAACAUAGGUGAGCCUUUGUAGUUAAUUUUCUUCCAGCUUCUGUAAAUUUUUGGUGUAUUCGAGAACUCGAUUUGGAUGUGCUGUGUUGCAAUCUAAUAAGCGGAGCCAUCUUCUUGGA
Molecule: messenger RNA, 1523 nt
Organism: Hibiscus syriacus
Lineage: Eukaryota; Viridiplantae; Streptophyta; Magnoliopsida; Malvales; Malvaceae
Product: SNF1-related protein kinase regulatory subunit gamma-1-like
Exons: 6
Coding region: 57-1334 (425 amino acids)
Source: RefSeq, a predicted model, not a curated record